Messenger RNA from Erpetoichthys calabaricus (reedfish), 3602 nucleotides. RefSeq names its product WASP homolog-associated protein with actin, membranes and microtubules. Gene Ontology annotation, cellular component: endoplasmic reticulum-Golgi intermediate compartment membrane; cytoplasm. NCBI's taxonomy places the organism in Eukaryota, Metazoa, Chordata, Cladistia, Polypteriformes, Polypteridae. Gene Ontology annotation, molecular function: Arp2/3 complex binding; actin binding. Bases 125 to 2473 code for a protein of 782 amino acids. The record is from RefSeq and is a predicted model, not a curated record. The transcript is spliced from 10 exons. Gene Ontology annotation, biological process: endoplasmic reticulum to Golgi vesicle-mediated transport; Arp2/3 complex-mediated actin nucleation.
AUGAGGUCAAGGGUUACACCGUGUGACGUCGUGUCAAUGGAGGAAAGAGUAAACAUAGCGAGCUCGACAGGUUUUAAAAAGCAACCCAGCAAGGCUCUUUAAUGCCCUUUAAAAUCCAACGAGUAUGGAGUGUGAGCGAAUGGAUAGCCUGGAGGGUUGGGUGGCUGUCAAAAGCAACGCGUUUGAAGAAAGCGAGCCCUUCAAGCUCGGCUUUAUCGUCGAGUGGAACGCCAUCGAGUGCAAGUUCGCUGUCACCUGUCACAACAGGACCCUACAGAGACAGAAGAGGAGACACGACCCCGCACUCGCCGAUACCCAGAGCAGCUGGGCCGGCCUCUUCUCGGUCUCCGAUUUGCGCAAUUUACAUCGCCACCUGACCGGCGUCAACGAGGCUCUGGAGCCUUACUUCCCGGAUUUGAAGGAGUUUGAACCGGGGAACUUGUGGGAUCUGUUGUUUCCGAGUCGAGCGACAGCAGGUUCGGAGGAGGCCGAGAGAGACUUGGAUACACCGUGCCGGCUGCUGGAGAAAUACCUGAGCACAGCUAUUGACGUGUGCGGCCGGAGGAUCGUCUUGGAUGCUUUGUUUGUUCAGGAUGACCGGGAUGUGGAGGAAUAUUUCGAAAAUCUGCACGAGUUUAAGAAGAAGAGUCUAGAAGACCAGGUGACGAGAACAAGGGAAAGUUUAAGAAAGCUACUUCAACACCACAGAUCAGUUGACAAGAUGGUUGCUCUAUUAAAGAUUUAUGAAGAAGAAGAUGAAGAUUAUCGAGAAUUAGUCACCAUGGCAACACUUUUCUACCAGUACCUUCUACAGCCCUUCAGAGACAUGAGAGAACUUGCAGUGCUUUACAAAAUGGAGAUUCUGAAAUCCCUAGAAUUUGAUGAUCUUGGUCCAAAAAGAAUUGAAGCUCUUAAGAAAGAAGUGGAUGACUGGACAUUGCAGGCUGAGAGGGCAGUAUGCUCUAUUCAAGAUAUCACUGUGAACUACUUUGCAGAAACGUCAAAGGCAUUGUCAGGCAUGCAAAAGCAGAUGGAGGAAGAUAAAAAGAGAUUUGGCCAAGCAUCCUGGGCUUCUGCUGCUCCCAGACUGGAGAAACUAAAAUUUAUGUCUGCCAAAGAGACACUUCAGCACAUGAGGGCCAAAGAGAUGUGUCUGAACCGCAGAAAAGCAGACAUCAGGCAUAAUAUGGAGCGCCUCACUGUCCAAAAGGAAAGUAUGGAAACUGUGGAUGAAUUAGAAAUUCAGUAUUAUGAAGCACAGCUGGAGCUAUAUGAUGUGAAGUUUGAAAUUUUAAAAAAUGAAGAAAUGCUUUUGAUGGCACAGUUAGAUACAGUUCGGAGGCAAAUUAAAGAGCUGAAGGAAGAAGUGAUCUACUAUGAUACUUGUGAGAACCCAGAAGAAUUGGUAAUGGCUCAGCAGGGAGGAAUGCGAAUGGAUACCACUUCACCUGAAAUGAAGUGCUUAUGUCACCGUCUUCAGCAGCUGGAAACUAAGAGAGGCAAAAUAUGUGCAAAGAGGGCCUACCUAAGAAAUAAAAAGGACCAAUGCAUGGAGGCAGAACAGCAAAAACAAAAGCAAACCCUUGAAAACAUUGCACGAUUUCAACAGCAUCACAGUAUUCAAAUGAAAAGAAAUCAACAAAAGGAAGAGGAAGUAAAGAAGAAACAGUGGGUAGACCAGGAACGGCAAAGAACACUGCAGAGAUUAAAAGCUUUCAGAGAGAAAUGUCCAGUACAGUUAGUAUUAAAAGGGCCUUCUUCCCAAACAUCUGCAAGAAAUACAUCCUCUACAUUGCCUUCUCAGCCGAUGUCUUUCUUCAGUUUAAGCAGUACUGCACAGAAAGCCAAUGCCAGAGCGUCCAAACCACAGAAGAAGACAAAUCAGAAGAAGCAGAAUGACAUCCCGGUACACAUCUUUGUCACACCGAAUCAACUUCCGCAGUCUGAAAAUGUGGAAGGGACAAGGAACUGUGGUUCUCCUCCUCCACCACCACCUCCCCCACCCCCUCCGCCGCCUCCUCCACUUCCACCUCCACCUCCACCACCACCCCCUCCAGCAUUGCUUGGUGCACCUUCAUUUUUGGGUUCUGCUGAAAAAGAUGCACCACUGCCACUAAUUUGUGAAAAUGAAAAGCAAGAUUCAGCAAAAAAUGCAUUGAAGCAAAACAUAGGUUCGAUGGAUGAGGUUUUAGCAUCUUUAAAGCGAGGCGAGAUCCUCCUACGCAAGGUUGAACGAGCGAGCCAGGGAGUUGAGAACACGCCUGUGGAUGUUAGAGACAGCAUCUUGUCAGCUAUCAGACAAGGAGUGAAACUGAAAAAGGUGGGCCAGUUGCCUUGCACUGAUGUUAAUAGAGAGCCAGUGAACGAUCUGGAGCGCAGCAUCAGAGAAGCAAUGCAGCGGAUGAAAAAAGUGUCCACCGAUUCAGAUGAUGAAGAUCGAGCUGAGUGCCCGUCGGCAGAGUGGGACAACUAGGAAGUGACCUAUUUCAAAGUGAAAUGAUGGUUUGAAAAAGAGGGUAAAAUAAUAUGAAUUUGUUUUUAAGCGUCUUUAGCUUCAUUUGGAGAAGUUCCAUUUGUUUAACCUGUAGUCUUUUAAUCAUGUGGAUAACACCAUAGUUCAGAAUGUCCCUUCCUGAUUCAUAAGGGAGCACUAUGGGAUGGAUAAACCUUCAAAACACAGUAUGAUACAGUUAUGUUAAUGAUGGAUGACAUUUAUUACAGUAAAUGGCAAUACUGUUGUAUUUUAAUUUGGGUGGGUAUGGCAUUGCACAUGGAAUGCCAUUUGGAAAAUCCUUAACUUUAAGAAACUAAAGAAUUGUUUGCACUGUUGGCUUUUUCCAUGCACUUUUUCUUUUUUCCACUUAUUUUGCUGGUGGAAAGAAAAACACAACAUACAAAGACCCUCAAUUGAUCUUAAGAUAUAUAAAAGUGCCUCUUUGCUCUUUAUAACGUUUUUAUUUAAACUAAAUUAUGCAGAACUUUUGUUUCUCAUUUGUUUACAGUAUAAACUUCAUUUAAAAACACGGUUUUGUUUUUCAUUAGCUAAAUAAACUGGGUCUGAACAACAACAUGUAAAGCGUAAGUGGUUACAUUUAUAAUGGAUUUUAGUUUUAAAACUUUUGUUAUGUAUGAAUCCUAUUUGUAUUUUGAGAAGAAAUGUGCUAGUAGGAGCUGAGAAUCUCUUUGACUGGAAGCCAUCUGAAUUUCAAAAAAUGUAUAUGGCACAUUCCUUUAAAACUUUAUUUACUAUGAACUAAUUUAUGAAAGAAUUGUAGAAAGAGCACUUAAUAUAGUGAAUUGAUUGUAAAUGGUUUCCAAAAUUAGAAACUGGAUAUGUAGGGAUGGAAAACUUGUUACAGCUAAGUUGCCAUUUGCCUUAAGUACACUUUGAGUUUUAUGUCAAAAUAUUACUGUGGAUUUGUGGACUGCCUAGGGUUUGUAUUCUGCGUAUAACUUCUGUCUUUAAGGUGUACGAUGGAAAAAAAUAUUUCAAAAAUGUAACAUCUGUCAAGCAGCCUUCCUUAAAGUGUUGCCAUCUUGUGAUCACAUCACUAAUCAGUUCUUCCUGUUGGAGAGCAAUAAAAAUGUUUUAACAUGUCAAA